AUGCUGUUUGGUAUCUCAGAGGUGUAUCACCAACGUCAAUGGGGAACAGUGUGUCAAGGUUACUGGGAUAUACCAGAUGCGAAGGUUGCAUGUCGACAACUUGGUUUUGCCAAAGCUGUAGGAGCUUCGCACUAUGGACGAGGGACGGAGCUUGGUCAAUGGGGAACAGUGUGUCAUAGCGACUUUGAUAUGAGGGAUGCCAAGGUUGCAUGUCACCAACUUGGUUAUGCUAAAACUGUGGGAUAUUGGUGGUAUGGACGUGGGUCGGGAAAAGUAUGGCUAUUUAUCUUGGAGGUGUAUCACCAGAGUCAAUGGGGAACGGUCGGUCGUAAUGGCUGGUAUACGGAAGAAGCGCAGGUUACAUGCCGGCAAAUAGGUUUCACUAAAGCUGUAGGAUUUUCGUGGGAAGGACGAGGUACGGGUAAAGUAUGGGUGAAUUACAUGGCAUGUACAGGUUCAGAGUCGUCACUUGGCAGCUGUCCUCAUGAUGGAUGGGGAAACGUUGGCUCUGGCUGCAAUACUCACCAAUAUGACGCUGGUAUCGUGUAA
Molecule: messenger RNA, 549 nt
Organism: Actinia tenebrosa (Australian red waratah sea anemone)
Lineage: Eukaryota; Metazoa; Cnidaria; Anthozoa; Actiniaria; Actiniidae
Product: scavenger receptor cysteine-rich type 1 protein M130-like
Source: RefSeq, a predicted model, not a curated record